Messenger RNA from Spodoptera littoralis (African cotton leafworm), 1044 nucleotides. NCBI's taxonomy places the organism in Eukaryota, Metazoa, Arthropoda, Insecta, Lepidoptera, Noctuidae. The record is from the annotation of a GenBank genome assembly.
AUGGCAGUAAUUUACAAAAAAAGUGAUUGCUUGUUGAUUGAUCAUAGAAACUUUAUUACGAAUGUGUACAAAAGUACAGUAGUAAACGAUAAUGAAACAGUUUCAUUUAGUUUAUUAUCAAAAUUAUUCUCUAUUUUAAAUAUAGCCCAUAAACAGAGCAGAAAAAGACCGCGUAAUUCUGAUAAUUUGCAUGAAGAGACAGUGAAAGUUAAAGCAGCAUAUGAGAGAUUCUUAUUAGAAAUUCCAGGAGAUAUAAAAGAUAGUCUAGUGAGUACAUACAAAUUACUAGAAACAUCGGAUGUUAGAGACCUUUCCAAAGAACUAUUUGAAACUACACUCUUUGACUUCAUGGGCAUAAAAGGUGGUAAUAAUGGUGACACAUCACUGAAAUGUAGAAUAAAGGAGCAUAACUUCUUAAUACCAUCUAACUCAAGGUUUUACUGUGGGUGUGUAAAAGAACAAUGCCUGAAAUUAGAUGGCAAUAAAUUCGACAUAGUAGUAGCCGAUCCUCCUUGGUGGAACAAGUACAUAAGAAGGCUGAAGAAUGCUAAUGAAAAGUUAAGUUACUCAAUGAUGUAUAACGAAGACAUAGCAGCAAUACCAUUACAGAACCUCUUUGCUGAAAACUGCCUGGUGGCAGUAUGGUGUACAAAUGCACCUAGCAAUGUUGCCGCUGUCAAAAAUAUAAUAUUCCCAAAAUGGGGAGUGGCAUAUAUGGGUACUUGGUACUGGAUGAAGGUUACAGUGGAUUUGCAGCCGCUGUGCAGUUUUGGUGCUGGUUGUGAGAAGCAGCCAUAUGAGAGGAUUUUAUUGGGAAAAGUUGGGGAAGUAAAUGAUAUACCAGAUGGGCAGGUGGUGGUCAGUGUGCCCAGUGCCUUGCACUCACAGAAACCGCCAUUGUUAAAUAUUCUGUCGCCAUUUGUAAAGACAGAAAACCCUCAAACCUUAGAACUGUUCGCGAGGUACCUCCUACCGAAUACCACGAGUGUGGGGUACGAACCAUUGAAAUGGCAACACGAAUCCUUGUAUGAAGAAGUUACGUGA